AUGGGCCACGAUAUUGCUAAGCGCGCCAUGAUAGUAACUUGCAAAGCUACUGGUCUUAGCACUACUACUAUUUCAGAGUUAUCUGGCUUUUCGACGCGCACUGUCAACCGCGUAUAUGAAAGAGCCCUUGAAAAUGGCUUUGACCCAGACUCGCGUCCUUGGAAUAUUUCUGAGGCGAUGCUAGCUGAUGCCCCUCGGUCUGGGAGGCCGACAAAGCAGACGCUAGAUGUGCAAACUCGGGUGCUUUCGAAAGUACAAACUGACGAGAACGGCCACGGAAAAACCUGCGCUGAUAUUGCGGGGGAAAUGAGCCUCGAAGGACAUGACAUUUCUUCGAAUACUGUCUGGCGGAUCCUGAAAAAAGCUGAAUCACAAAAAAAGACACCUACCGAUAGCCUGGUUUAA
Molecule: messenger RNA, 405 nt
Organism: Penicillium hordei
Lineage: Eukaryota; Fungi; Ascomycota; Eurotiomycetes; Eurotiales; Aspergillaceae
Exons: 1
Coding region: 1-405 (134 amino acids)
Source: RefSeq, a predicted model, not a curated record